Frankliniella occidentalis (western flower thrips) is the source of this 636-nucleotide messenger RNA. It is a transcript of the gene ND-B12, whose product is annotated as NADH dehydrogenase [ubiquinone] 1 beta subcomplex subunit 3. Gene Ontology annotation, biological process: electron transport chain; mitochondrial respiratory chain complex I assembly. The coding region runs from base 94 to 423 and encodes 109 amino acids. The record is from RefSeq and is a predicted model, not a curated record. Lineage: Eukaryota; Metazoa; Arthropoda; Insecta; Thysanoptera; Thripidae. The transcript has 2 exons. Gene Ontology annotation, cellular component: mitochondrion.
UGCGCUUUCUGCUAGAGAACGGAAUCCCACCAUCCCAUAACCUUCCGAGCCGUAGGGAAAUCAAGUGCUUCAUUUCGAUCAAACUUUGUCAAAAUGGGAGGUGAUCAUCACCAUCAUGGGCCUCCUUACAAAGUACCUGAUUACCGUACCUACAAAGUGGAUGAAAAUUCGCCAGAAUUAUUGCAAAUCCAAAGAGCUCUCGCAGCUCAGGGCUUGAAAGAUCCCUGGCUCAGGAAUGAAGUUUGGAGAUACAACCGACAGCUGAUUGGCCCUCAAAAUUGGUCAACUACGUGGGGAAGGAUUAUGUUCCGUAAAUUCCCAGUUGGUUUGGCAUUAGCUGCUGGAACUGUAGCUUUGGAGAUGGCUUAUGAUUCUUACAAUGGCAGCGGUGAUCAUGGACAUGGUCAUGGAGAACAUCAUUGAUCUAAUAAUCUAUCUAAUGGAAGCUUGACGUUUUCAUGUAGAUUUGUGCGACGUAGACUGUGUAAAUAUUACAAAUUUACUGUUGUCACAUGGGUAAAUCUUUUUGUUAAAGCAAUGAAGUCCUGAAGCUGUGUUAAUCCUUAUUCUUUUUGUAAAAUAGCAUCUAAAUUAAUAUCUAGGUUCUCAUGUGAAUAAAAAUCCUUCUUAAUUUUA